UGUUUAUCAAAUUAACACGAUCUCCACAUCUUCGAUGAAACAUUUCGGCCAUUUGUGUAUACGCAACCCCACUCCCGCCAAAGUCUCUUCAUUGAACACAAGGAAGGAGAUUACAAAGGUUUUACUAAAUGCUAGGGUGAAAGUUAUUGUCGAGAUAAAUAACAGAUAUAAAUAAUUAUUGAAAUAUAAUAACUUUACCGAUUGAUAGCGCUUUAUCAAACAAAAAUGGCGUUUGUUGGGAACUCCAAGAAGUCAAAAGUACAUUUUGUAGUUUGAGAACAACGUAAUGCAAAAGAUUUGACAAUGAGUCGCGGAAAACAUAAGAUAUGCAUGGUCUCAGAUUUCUUUUAUCCUAAUAUGGGUGGAGUGGAAGAACAUAUUUUCAAUUUAUCACAAUGUUUAUUGGGACGAGGUCAUAAAGUUGUUGUUCUAACACAUUCCUAUGAUGAUAGAGUGGGUGUUCGUUACAUGACAAAUGGCCUUAAAGUAUAUUAUUUACCCAUAAAGGUAUUUUACAAUCAAUGUAUACUUCCAACAAUGGUUUGUUCCAUUCCAUUAAUUAGAUACAUUUUUAUAAGAGAAGAAAUACAAAUAAUACAUGGGCAUUCAGCAUUCUCUGCUCUUGCGCAUGAAGGAAUGCUGAUUGGUAGGCUAAUGGGAUUAAAGAGUGUCUUCACAGACCAUUCUUUAUUUGGUUUUGCUGAUGCUUCUGCUGUCUUGACAAAUAAAUGUUUAGAAAUAUCUCUUGCUGAUUGCAAUCAUUGCAUUUGUGUAUCUCACACUGGUAAGGAAAAUACUGUAUUAAGGGCCAAAGUUCAUAAAGAACGAGUAUCCGUUAUUCCAAAUGCAGUAGAUACUGCUUUAUUUACACCAGACAUUAGUAAAAGAAGUAACGAUUUCAUCACUAUAGUUAUAGUCUCUCGAUUAGUGUACCGCAAAGGUGUGGAUCUUUUAGCACAUAUUAUACCCAUAUUAUGUGCACGUCAUGAAAACGUGCAAUUUCUUAUUGGCGGUGAUGGACCAAAAAGAUGGCUAAUAGAAGAAAUACGUGAAAGAAACUUAUUGCAACACAGAGUUACAUUAUUAGGGAGUUUGGAACAUUCCCAAGUAAAACAUGUUUUAAAUAAGGGUCACAUAUUUCUGAAUACUAGUUUGACUGAAGCAUAUUGUAUGGCAAUCGUUGAGGCUGCUUCUUGCGGUUUACAAAUUGUAUCCACGAAAGUCGGUGGAAUUCCUGAAGUGUUACCAUCAGAUUUAAUAUAUUUAGUAGAACCAACUGUGCCAGCAUUGCUCCAAGGAUUGGAACGUGCAAUAGCUGAUUAUAAAGCAGGCAACACUAGUCCUCCUUUGGAAGUACAUACGAGGAUUGGUAACUUUUAUAAUUGGUUUGAUGUAUCAAAAAGAACAGAAAUCGUUUAUAACUUAGUUGAAAAAGAGGAUAGAAAAAAUCUAGGUCAGCAACUAGCGAGCUAUAUACAAAGUGGAGUAUUACCAUAUCUGCUAGUCGUAUCCUUAUGCUACAUCAUUCUUCAAAUUCUUGAAUUCUUUGUUCCUAGCAAGUAUAUUGACAUCGCGAAAAAUUAUAAACAAUUACAUGCACAGUCUUGUGAAGAAAAAGAAGAAGAUAAAGACUAAGCAUGUACUACGACACAUCUUUCGUGUUAGUACUGUUGUAAAUUAAUUUUUAUACUGUUUAUGAUUAUUUGAAAGUCACAAACGUAUGUGUUCUCCCAUUGGGGAUCUCAUGCUUGAUACAUGAACGAUGCUUCUAAUCUUUGCCAAAAAGUAAUAUUUAAUGUACUAAUUCCAAAUGAAAUAAUUUUUUAGAAAAUAUAUCAACGAUACUUUGUCUGACGGACUCAUUUUUAUAGUGACUUGGUUACAAAGUUUUCUACAUCCCUUUUAUGAUAUAUCAGUUUCAUUUCUCAUUAACUAUUAAUUCUUCGUAAGAAUCUUACUCAGAAGGGUCCUGCAUGAAGUAUUUGUUUUAAUUGCUGUUGCAGAACUAAGAGGGACAUCUAUUAUUAUAUUCAGUGAUAGAACUAAACAGUACAAGCUAGACUAAUAAUAUAUUUGUAAUUGAUUUACGAAUAAAAUGUCUUCCUACAUUUUCAAUAUAAAAGAGUCAACAAGAUCUGACAUUUUACUCGUGAAUCUUAUAUUAUAGAAUUACUUAUUAAAUGAGUCUUCAGCAAAGUUAUUAACUAACAUGCACACUAUUCUGAUGAAUGUCCAAUAAUUUAGAAAGUGAAAUAAUAUGUUGUGUGAACUAAAUUAUAGUCAUUAGUAAUUUUUAUACAAGAUAUAAAAUAAUCAUACCCAAGAAAGUUUGCAUUUGCAGUGAUUAGGUCAUAAAGUCACAAUAUAUUUUUUAUGGUUACUUUCAAAUGGAUUUAUCUUUCCUAGAAUGUUAUUAAUACGCAUAACUAUAUGAGUCAUACAAACUUAAGAUAGCAUGAACUGUCUACCAAAAAGUGAUAUACUUUGUACAAUUAGUAUUCAAACUACGUACUUAACUGCAUAAGUUAUUAUUUACCAGAGUCAAUAAUUUUGCUGCACAGUUUACAUUUCGCAAGUAAUUUUUUAAUCUUAAUACGUCUUGUCAGUAUUAUGAGUUCCAAUAUGUCUGCCCUAAUAUAAGCAAACUUCUAACUUUUGCGUAUAAUGAAUCGUAAGACACAGCAUUUUUAAAACAUCUUGCCUUCAUUCAUAAAGCAUUUAAGAUUUAUAUUUCACAAGGUUGUAUUAUUUUAUUAACAUUUUUAAAAAAUACCGUUUUUCUACGAAACGAUAUUAAAACAAAUGUUUAUAUCUUGUUACAUACAGUUGCUAUGAAUAAUCCACUGUUAAACAUUGUUACUCCAAAAGGGAAAAGAAUUUUAUCGUAAAUUACAGUAUAUCGAAAAAUAAUAUGUGGGUAUAUCAUAAUCUCAUUUUUUACAGUACAAAAUACAAUUGUUCUUCAGUAUAAAUAUAGUUCACGUAAUUCUUCGCUUGGUUACGUCCAUAAAUAUUGUAUAACUUUUAUAAAAUAAAAACGGGAUUCCGAUCAAUAAAAGACAACUACACUUUCA
Molecule: messenger RNA, 3074 nt
Organism: Cephus cinctus (wheat stem sawfly)
Lineage: Eukaryota; Metazoa; Arthropoda; Insecta; Hymenoptera; Cephidae
Gene: PIG-A
Product: N-acetylglucosaminyl-phosphatidylinositol biosynthetic protein
Exons: 8
Coding region: 304-1635 (443 amino acids)
Biological process (GO): GPI anchor biosynthetic process
Cellular component (GO): glycosylphosphatidylinositol-N-acetylglucosaminyltransferase (GPI-GnT) complex
Molecular function (GO): phosphatidylinositol N-acetylglucosaminyltransferase activity
Source: RefSeq, a predicted model, not a curated record